GAAAAAGAAGAAGAAUAAAACUUUUACGCGCUCAAUAAGUGAGGUUAGGUUUUUUUCCUGUUUCGAAGCGUCAGAAGCGUCUUUUCUGUAAAACUUGUAAAGUGAAAAAGCGUCCUAAAAAAAAAUCAAAAGGAAGAACGGGAAGAACAAAGACGAAAAAAUGGAGGUACGUGAAGAAAUGGCAAUUUAUGAAGAAGCACCGGAAAUACCGAAACAGGCUAGAGAAUUUCUGGAUCUUCCGCUAGUAGAUUUGAUGCCCACGAUCGCACAAUAUCUCACACCUAGGGAUUUGUUUGCCCUGCGCAGCUGCUCUCGCUAUUGCAGGCAACUGGUUGAUGAUGUUGGAUUCGCACAUCUUGGGAUAGUGGAUCUUACAGAUUUUGGUUGUGGGUGGAACUGGUGGAACUCUGGUUCUAAUAAUGAAAUCGAUAUAUCUAGAAACACGUUGAAGCACAAUAUUAUGCUGGAGUGUCGCAAUGCCUGGAAAUUUAAGUGGAAUGAAGACUACCUUGUGGAUGAUAUUCUUUUCAAGUUUCUGGAAAACAAUCCUCUUCUGGAAGUAUUUAAAGUCGACUGUUGGGGCGCAGAUUUGGAACAAGCUCUUCAGCCGCUACUACACUGCAAGAAUCUUGUUGUACUGAACGUGAAAAGCAUCCUUCAUGUAGACGAUGAAUUCCUCCGUAGUCUGAGCCGAAACAAUAAUAAUCUAAAGGAAAUUGAUUUUGAAUUCAGCAAAGGCCUCACUCCUCAGGGAAUUAAAGAUUUCAUCUCUAAGCAACCACAUUUAACAAAGAUUGGCUUUCCGAUUAUUUCUGCAGAACAUCAAGAAGGACUGAUUGAAACUAUCAUUGAAUCUUGCAAAAAUUUGAAAACAAUUAAGCUCCAGUCUUGGGACAAUGAUAACCUUUAUCGGUUGUUAAUACGACUGGCGGAGUGUUGCAAGAAACUGAAAAAAAUUGACUUGAGAGAUGAGGACUAUAACUGGAAAGAAAAUGCAGCAUUAAUUGGCUACAUGUAUGGCAAAGGGAUUGACUUUAUUUGGAGCUACUUUUUGACCUUUCCGUCGAAUAUUGCAGAUUAUAUAAUGCUGCAUUCUGCACAUCGAUAAUAAAAGGACUUGAGGACUACAUACUUUGAAAGCUGAAGUCUAUGAUGUGUUAAAUAUCAAGAUUCUAUAAGAGGGAAGACGUUAAAAUGAAUUUGUCGCUACUGAAGAAAUCUAAAAACUAAUAAACUAAAAAUUAUUUUUUUUAUCUAAUUUUAACUGAAAAGAAUUUAAAAAAAACUAAGAACCAGAAUACAAGACUAUUUAAAUAAAAAUGAAAUAUUGAAUAAUGAAAUAAAUAUU
Molecule: messenger RNA, 1348 nt
Organism: Lutzomyia longipalpis
Lineage: Eukaryota; Metazoa; Arthropoda; Insecta; Diptera; Psychodidae
Exons: 3
Coding region: 161-1108 (315 amino acids)
Molecular function (GO): protein binding
Source: RefSeq, a predicted model, not a curated record